AGUCCCUCACUUGUUGGAUCUGUAUUUCCUUAUAAUAUUUUCAGUAUUUUUCUGUUUACCAUCAGUGGAUUUGAAUGUGAGCCCGUCAUACUGGCUACAUGCGCGUAAAAGGGGGCUCUUCCAGAGGCGCCCCCGUCCUCUUUCCCCUGUAUUUGACCCGUCUGCUGCACCGUGCUUGUGUUCCUCCGGGUGUGGGUGUCUCCACGCAGGUCAGCCUGGUCUGCUGCGUGUUGGUCCCACGGCGGGGGGGUUUGGUUUUGGCUUAGAAGCGGCGCAGUGCGCCCCGGACUCCGGCUCAUCCUUGGAGAAGUGCCGCUGCAGCCCCAUCCCUGCGCUGUAAGGAUGCUGGCUGCUUUUCUCAGGGUUGCAUCCACAUGCGUUUUCAGAGCAACUAACUAAACCAGAUAUGUUCAUUUCUUUGACUGGAUUUCAGUGCAAAUACCCUCCAAACACGCCCCUGAUGUGUUAAGCUACUUUGCUGAAAGUGAGUAUUACAUAGUGACAAGUAGGGUUUGAUGGAGAGCUGGUCGGAUGACAGCUGGAACUGUUGUCAUAACUGGAGGAAUACUGGCCACAGUGAUACUGCUGUGUAUCAUAGCCGUGCUCUGCUACUGUAGACUCCAGUACUACUGCUGUAAGAAGAAUGGAUCUGACAGCGGCUCCCUCUCUCAGCAACACUUUGCCUGCAACGCCUGCAGCAUCACUGGACUGGAUGGACCGAUCAGCACCCCUCUGUCUCUGUCCCCACCAGAGCCGACCAAGUCCUUCAACCCCACCAAACCGACCGUGGGACAUCGGCGCUACUGUCCCACCUGCUCACCGUACGAGUCCCCCUUCUACAUCCGUACCACUGACGCUAUGCGUAAUGGAGGGGAGCGCGUCACCUACAUGCCAACACACUAUGAGAACCAGGCAUUGGCAAUGCCGCUGCCCGCCAUCCGAGGCCCCUUGCUGAGGGAAGCCCAGGGAGGUCGGCCUCCUGAGUUCUACACCAACACCCGAGCCAUCAGCACUGAGGUGUGACCACCUCAUAUUUAUUUUCUUUACACCAGCGCCACUGAAAAGACACAACCACUAUUGUAAAUUUUGGCUUUCAAUGCAGAUGCUAGUGAGUUUGUGGAGGCAACACAUUUGUAGACAAUCUUGGUUGUGAUGGAUUUAUCUGAGAAUUAUUCUAGCCAAAGCUGGGAAUGAUAAAUAAGGACAGAGAAGUUCCUGAAUAUUAUUGUCAAAAAAACUGAUCCUGACAAAUGUACCGAUAUGCAACUAUAUGAACAGUAAGCCUGCUGACUGUUAAUGGGACUAAAUCCACUGAGGGCUAUCUAGAAUUAUGUAUGAAUUUCCUGUGAAAUGUGUCUUCUACCAAACUUUAGUGUCAUCUGAUUUAUGCAUAGGUUAAAAAAAGACAGACAUUUCUAUCUUUUUUUAAGUGGCUGACAAACAGCACAGUUUGGGGAUUUGUGCAAGCAUGAGUUAGUUGCAAAGCAGGAUACAUCUGGAUUGGAAUCCUCUAUGCAAGUUCUUCAGUCAACACCCUAGCUUUUCAUUUCCAGUCUUCUUUCAGCAGUUUUUAUGCAGAACAAUAUAUCUGAAUAAUAUUGUCAACAACUUGUAAAAUGUAAAGAUGCUACACAUGUAGUGAGAUAAAAUAAAAAGAACCUUUUAAUAGUACUAUUUAAUCAAACCUAUACCUUUCCUGAGAUAAAAGGUUGCUUUUCAUGCAUUAAGACAUUACAACUCAAAUGUAAUUACCUGGUAAUAUCCUGGAAGUUCAAUGGUUACUUUCCCAGAUCUUACACCAAGAUAGUUUUUUUUUCUCCGAGAGUCACAGAUUAUUUUUCUGUAACAUUAAGGAAGCUGAAACUACCUUUCAGGAACUUUCCUGGACUUCACCAGAUGUUAGAUUUCCUCAAAAAAAUACUCUCUGAUUUUUGUGAAUGCAACCAGCAUGUCCCAAGAAAGCUUUUGAACACUUUUGGUAAGUUGUAUGAAAGUACCUUGUGAUGAAAGUACCCAGAAAAUACUUGAAAAGAUAAUUCCAGGUUCUAGCAAAGUUGACAGAAAGUUUCAGCAGAAUCUCUUAAAUAGACCCUGGUAAGCCUAAAUGUAAAUAAUGAGUUUAGGGAAAAGUCUCAGUCCCUUUAAAAGUCAGGUAACUUAGAAAGUACCGAGCAAGUACCUGGCAAGUUCUGUGCUAACUUUCUAGUCAAGUAUUUUGUAAUCUUCUUGAAGGUUUUGAGGAACUUCAUAUACUUCAGGAAGGUUCCAGAAAGAACCAGGUAUGCGUGUUGGAAAGGUCCCUAACACAAACCCCUUGGUUCUGGUAGAGAAAGGCCUGUAAUAUGUAGCGAUAAUAAACUUUUAUUUUUUUUUUACAGAAAAGAAAAGAAAACGUGUUUUAAUUCUUUUUUAACAUGUAGCUAAACAUGACAGAACCUGAGCCCAACAUAUGCUUACAAUCAACUCAGUUACUUUAUCUGAAAAAGACGCAAAAAAUGUUUGUUAAUAUUAACCUAAAGAUAAUCUCUCAAUCCCACGUUUUUUGAAAGGUAGUGAAGCAAACAUGGGAUUUCUAUCACACUACAGUUCUGUACUUUUCUUUCUCUCCUAAUCUGUUUACUAUAUAAAAUGUAAACACUUUUGCAAUUUCUUUUAAGACAAAGUUUUUGCACAUUUUUGACUCAAAAUUAUUAUUAUUUACCUUCUUUUUGGCCAUUUAAAAUGCUGUUUCCUGUGAUAUUGGUCUUCUGUGUACAGGAUGGCUGUUGUGGUGGAGCAAUAAACCUUCAUGACUUGAAAGUUGUGAAAUCAGCAACAAGCAUUAAGAUCUAUUUAGAAGGGUUUAGCAAACAUACAUGUCUUUAGCAAAUAUAAACCUCUGUAAUCUCUUUCCAAAAGUGGCGUAGAUGAAAUUUAUUAUUUUUACAUUUGUCAGAAAAAAAACUUAAAACACUUUCUAACCACAGUGAAUGCUUUUUGUGAACUUAGCAUGAAAAUGUCUUUUUCAGAUGGGUUUCCCUGGAUUUCAUGUGUUUAACUAAAACCAAACGAAAUAAUCCAUAACAUUUCUUAUCCGUGGGAUUCUGUAAAAUACCGUAUGGCUGUCAUCUUGAACAGCUUUAACUUCCUUCAUUUAUUUAUGUAGCGUACAGUAGCAACUAUCUAUUUUACUGUUUAUUCAACCUGUUAUACUUAAAAUAAUAGAGAAAACGUUUUUAAAUAUGGUUUCAAAGAAAACUGUACAUCAUAACCUUGAUGGUGUUUCACU
Cyprinodon variegatus (sheepshead minnow) is the source of this 3268-nucleotide messenger RNA. It is a transcript of the gene fam163ab, whose product is annotated as family with sequence similarity 163 member A. The transcript is spliced from 5 exons. NCBI's taxonomy places the organism in Eukaryota, Metazoa, Chordata, Actinopteri, Cyprinodontiformes, Cyprinodontidae. The coding region runs from base 532 to 1023 and encodes 163 amino acids. The record is from RefSeq and is a predicted model, not a curated record.